Molecule: messenger RNA, 2112 nt
Organism: Ruditapes philippinarum (Manila clam)
Lineage: Eukaryota; Metazoa; Mollusca; Bivalvia; Venerida; Veneridae
Product: NADPH-dependent diflavin oxidoreductase 1-like
Exons: 16
Coding region: 49-1929 (626 amino acids)
Cellular component (GO): cytosol
Molecular function (GO): FMN binding; flavin adenine dinucleotide binding; NADPH-hemoprotein reductase activity
Source: RefSeq, a predicted model, not a curated record
UUGAUAUGCUACGGAAAGUCAUGAUCUAGUUAUACCUGCACGUACAGUAUGUUACGGUGUGAUACAGAAUUUAGACCCAGUUUAUUGUACUUACUUAACCUUCAGCUGUUCAUGAGACCGAAUAUGGCAAGUGGAAGGAGACUUCUGAUACUGUUUGGCAGUCAAACUGGCACUGCUCAAGAUGUUGCAGAGAAAAUUUCAAGGGAGGCAAGGCGGAGACAUUUUCUGCCAAAAGUUGCAGCCCUUGAUUCUUAUAAUAUUGCUGAACUGAUACAGGAGAAGCUUGUAAUUUUUGUAUGUUCUACAACUGGUCAAGGUGAUCCUCCAGAUAAUAUGACUACAUUUUGGCGAUUCAUCAUGAGAAGGAAUCUACCUACAGAUUCUCUAAACCAGCUAUCUCAUGCAGUACUGGGACUUGGGGACUCUUCUUAUCAAAAGUUUAAUUUUGUUGCUAAGAAACUGCACAAGCGGUUGCUGCAACUGGGAAGCACAGAGUUGUUGAAUGUAGGACUUGCUGAUGAUUUACAUGAUCUAGGAGCAGAUGCUGUAGUAUAUCCCUGGAUGGAAAACUUAUGGGAGAAACUGUUGGCUAUGUAUCCUUUAGAAGAUGAUCAGCAAAUUAUCCCACCACAUGUCAGACCAGCUGCAAGAUUUAGUGUGACUUUCUGUGAUGGGAAAGACAAAAUAUUAAAUGUUGUAACCAAUGGAAAUAUAGAAUGUGGCAGGGAUGUAAGAGUACCAACCUGGUUCCCAGCUCAACCUUUUCCAGCAAAACUGAUCUCAAAUGAAAGAGUAACUUCCCCUGAUCAUUUUCAGGACACAAGGCUAAUACGUCUUGAUAUAACGGGGUCAAAUUUUAGGUAUGAUCCGGGGGAUGUAGCAGUUGUUUGUCCACAGAAUAUGUCUGACACCGUAGAUGAUUUUAUAUCAUACAUGAAAUUAGACCCUGAUACAGAAUUUACUUUGCAGCUAAACGACCCAGAUGCAAGUUUACCAAAAUUACCGGAGCCAUGUUCUAUAAAAUACCUCGUUGAGAACUACCUUGACAUAAACGGUGUACCUCGACGUUCCUUCUUUGAGAUGCUGCUUUAUUUUGCUGACGAAGAGAGGGAGAAAGAAAAACUUGAAGAGUUUACAUCUUCAGAAGGCCAGGAUGACCUAUUUACCUACUGCAAUAGAGUAAAAAGAACUUUACUAGAGGUGUUUCAUGAUUUCCCUCACACAAGUGCCAAUAUUCCAUUUGAAUACCUGUUUGAUGUGAUACCUGUACUACAACCAAGGUCAUUCUCUAUAGCUUCUUCUAUAAAGGCACAUCCUGGUGAAAUACAGCUACUAGUGGCUGUAGUGAAAUAUAAAACAAGGAUUGCGUUACCAAGGAGAGGUGUAUGUUCCACAUGGUUGUCACAACUUGAUCCUGCUCAAAUAUCACAUAUACCGUUGUGGAUUAAGAAAGGGACAAUUAAAUUUCCUACAGAUAAAACUACGUCAGUUAUUAUGGUUGGUCCAGGUACUGGAGUUGCUCCAUUUAGAAGUUUUAUAGAAGAUAGAGUAUCAGCAAAUGUUCCAGGAUCAGUGUUAUAUUUUGGCUGCAGGUACAGCACUAAAGAUUUCUAUUUUCAAGAAGAAUGGAAGGAUUAUACUGAUAAAUCACUAUUAAAAUUGUAUACAGCUUUCUCCAGGGAUAAUGAGGAUGCAGAUAGAUACUAUGUACAACAUGCUAUCAGAGACAGUGGUGAAUCUGUGUGGAAUCUUCUUAAACAAAAUGCCUGCUUCUUUAUUGCUGGGAAUGCCAAGAAUAUGCCAGAUGCUGUUAGAGAAGAGGUUAAGAGUGUGAUAAUGAAGUAUGGACAAUUAUCACAGGAGGAGGCCCAGAAUUAUAUGAUGAAGAUGGACCAAGAGAAACGAUAUCAAGCUGAAACAUGGUCCUAAAACACUUUAUGAUAUAUGAGUAGUCAAAAAUAUUGAGAAUAGAUUUCCGUGCUAGUCGUUGGUGUAAGAAUUCGAUCAGAGACCUUUUCUCUAUAUUUAUUUAUUUGUUAACGAAUGUAUCAAGCUGAUUUUUGUUUAUCAAACUAAUUAUGUAUAUUUUAAAUAAAUACAUUUGAAAAAGGA